AAAAAGCAAAGAGACAAUUAAUGUUUGUCUUUGCAAUGAAGUGAGAAGGAAAAGAGGGUAAAAAAUCUCUUUUUAACACCAUCUUUUCUCACUGUACUCCAAUGUCUACUUGUAUCCUCGGCAAUUUAAGGACAUAAGAAUGGGAGGAUGAGAGUAUUCUGCAUGUCUCAGGCUGUGAACUACUGACAGAUUGCAAGGGAAAGAAUUAACUCUGAGAUUUUAUAAUGCCAGUUCCGCUUGCACCAUAUCCGACACCUCCAGUGCCAUAUACACCACCUGCAAAUGGUGCACAGAGCCAGCUCGUGUGCUCUGGGUGUCGAAACCUUUUACUGUAUCCGGUGGGAGCAACUUCUGUAUGCUGUGCUGUUUGCAAUGCAGUCACAGCUGUGCCACCUCCAGGCACGGAAAUGGCCCAAUUGGUUUGUGGAGGGUGCCAUACCUUGCUUAUGUACAUCCGUGGAGCAACAAGCGUACAGUGUUCUUGUUGUCACACUGUCAAUCUAGCCUUGGAAGCAAACCAGGUGGCACACGUCAAUUGUGGCAACUGCAGGAUGCUAUUAAUGUACCAAUAUGGAGCACGAUCUGUGAAAUGUGCUGUCUGCAAUUUUGUGACAUCGGUUGGGGCCUCAGCAAGCACAACGGAACAGAAAUUCCACAAUUAAAAUUUCUUCACAACUAAGUGGAUAUUACAAAGUCUACAACUUUGGUUUUGCAUAUAAUAAAAUUCCCUAUCAGUGCAUCUUUCAGCAAGCAGAGGAUUUUCCCCCGUAAUCACUUUGUAUAGAGUUAUUUUUUCCUGGCGUGAAGUCUUUUAUGAAUAAAGUAUGGGCAAGUUGGAUGUA
Juglans regia (Persian walnut) is the source of this 842-nucleotide messenger RNA. Its product is annotated as protein LOL1. The record is from RefSeq and is a predicted model, not a curated record. NCBI's taxonomy places the organism in Eukaryota, Viridiplantae, Streptophyta, Magnoliopsida, Fagales, Juglandaceae. The transcript has 6 exons. The coding region runs from base 225 to 662 and encodes 145 amino acids.